Messenger RNA from Myripristis murdjan (pinecone soldierfish), 2765 nucleotides. RefSeq names its product G protein nucleolar 2 (gene gnl2). Lineage: Eukaryota; Metazoa; Chordata; Actinopteri; Holocentriformes; Holocentridae. The record is from RefSeq and is a predicted model, not a curated record. Gene Ontology annotation, cellular component: nucleolus. Bases 183 to 2390 code for a protein of 735 amino acids. Gene Ontology annotation, molecular function: GTP binding. The transcript is spliced from 16 exons.
AUUGGCUGUUCCCCCGGUCGCUCCGCUGAUGACGUUCUUCCUGGUUGAGCAGCUCCCUGUAGCCACACGUGUCCGGGCUGAGCUGGGGAAGAAGACAACAACAUUAAUUUAGCUUUCGGAUACCCGUCUGUGGUUUCUGUGCAUUUUUCUGUCUUGAGGGCUUUACCGACCCGGCAGCCAACAUGGUGAAGCCGCGCUUCAAGGGGAAAAACACCAUAAAUCCCUCGUCGUCCAGCAGCAACCCCGAUCGAGCUAAGGGUGCUGGAGGCAACAACAUGAGGGACCGAGCCACCAUCAAGCGUCUGAAUAUGUACAGACAGAAGCAAAGAUGUAAUAACAGAGGAAAAGUCAUCAAACCGCUGCAGUACCAGUCCACAGUGGCUCCAGGGACGGUGGCCAGAGUGGAGCCUAACAUCAAAUGGUUUGCAAACACCCGCGUGAUCAAGCAGUCGUCCCUGCAGAAGUUCCAGGAGGAGAUGGGUGCAGUACAGAAGGAUCCGUACCGCGUGGUGAUGAGACAGAGCAAGCUCCCCAUGUCUCUGUUGCAUGACCGAGUCAAGGCUCAUAACUCCAAGGUGCACAUUUUAGAUACAGAGGGAUUUGAGACCACAUUUGGACCCAAGGCUCAGAGGAAGAGGCCCAACCUCAUGGUGGGGGAUGUGAAAGACCUGGCAGAGAGGGCACAAGCCUCAGCCAUGAGCUACAGCGCUGCCAAGGACAGAGACCUGGUGACAGAGGACACAGGAGUCAGGGAGGAAGCACGUGAGGAAAUCUUCAAGAAGGGUCAGUCCAAGAGGAUCUGGGGAGAACUUUACAAGGUGGUUGACUCAUCUGACGUAAUCAUUCAAGUCCUGGAUGCCCGUGAUCCCAUGGGAACUCGCUCCCAGAGUAUCGAGACCUACCUAAAGAAGGAGAAACCAUGGAAACAUCUGAUCUUUGUUCUUAACAAGUGUGACCUCAUCCCCACUUGGGUCACGAAACGCUGGGUGGCUGUUCUGUCUAAAGAGUACCCCACCCUGGCUUUCCAUGCCAGCCUCACCAAUUCCUUUGGCAAGGGCUCCCUCAUCCAGCUGCUCAGGCAGUUUGGCAAGCUCCACACUGACAAGAAACAGAUCAGUGUGGGUUUCAUUGGCUACCCCAAUGUGGGAAAGAGCUCGGUUAUCAACACACUUCGAUCUAAGAAGGUCUGCAACGUGGCACCCCUCGCCGGUGAGACCAAGGUGUGGCAGUACAUCACUUUAAUGAGGCGCAUCUUCCUCAUUGACUGCCCUGGUGUUGUGUACCCUUCGGAGGACAGUGAAAGUGACAUUGUCCUGAAAGGAGUGGUUCAAGUGGAGAAGAUCAGGAACCCUGAAGAGCACAUUGGGGCAGUGCUGGAGCGGGCCAAGCCAGAGUACAUCCAGAAGACCUACCGUGUCCCCACCUGGAGCUCGGCUGAAGACUUCCUUGAGAAGCUGGCGUUUCGCACUGGAAAACUCCUGAAGGGAGGGGAGCCAGACCUCACCACAGUCUCCAAAAUGGUUUUGAACGAUUGGCAGAGAGGACGUAUCCCCUUCUUUGUGAAACCCCCCGGACCCGAGGGGGAUCAGGAGGACAAAGAGCAGUUGCCAGCUGAAGGACUAUCAGAGGCAGCUGAAAACGUGCAGGAGGAACAGCCAGAGAAUCAGGAAGGCGACACCAUGUCAACAGAGCAGGAGGCACAACAGGAACAGCAGCGGAGACAGAAGGAACAGGUCCAGAGGAUCCUCACCAGUGUUCGACAGAACUUUGGCAAGAUCAAUGUGGCACCUGAAUUCAGCGAGGAAGAUCUGGUUCCUGUGGAGAUGCCCAACCUGGACCUUCCUGACUUCUCUGGCUCUGAUGGUGAAGAGGAGGUCAGCGAGGGAGAGGACGAUGCAGUGGAAGAUGGGACGGACGUCGCGCCAGCUGAUGGGGACACCGAGGUUGCUGAGACAACAGCUCAGACUGGCAAGGCAAAUGGCAGUGCGAGUUCACGUGAGGUGAUCCGUGAGCUGGAUGAGAAGAUUGCUAAGUACAAGCAGUUCCUGGACCGGGCCAAAUCCAAGCGCUUCUCCGCAAUCCGGAUUCCCAAGGCACUUUCUGACAAAGUGUUCACAGACAUCAAGACUAAACAAGCAGCGGCAGCUAAGCAAGCACAACAGAAAGCUCAAAUCCAGAGGAAUAAGAAAAGGAAAGCCCAGGAAGAAGAGGAUCCCAUCCAGCCGUCCAGACUGACAUCCAAACAGAAAAGAGCGAUGGACCGUGCUAAGAAGGUGAAGAAAGUCGGUUCACGCUAUUAUGAAACACACAAUGUGAAAAACAAGAACAAGAACCGAAAGGCCCCACCGUCAUCCACAGAGGGCAACAAAGCCAAGCGAUCAAAGCACUAGAACUGGGGUUAAAACACACAGUUGGACAUUUCUAAUAAAUCCCUGUUUAAGAGAUCAUGGCUGUGGUUGAAUUGUCAUAUUGAAAGAAAAUGUGGAGCUGUUGAAGUUGACUGUUAACUUACCUUUAUCAAAUGGCCACUUGAUGCCUUGUCCUGACCUGACUGUCCCUCAGGGAGCUGAGGUAGGUUGUACCCUGCCUUUUGGACUUUGUUUUCACUUCAACUCAUAUGAAUUUUCACUACAGAGUGAAAGAGGGUGAUAUUUCAUUCAGCAAUUUCCAAUGUAAUGCUCUCUUGCAGUUCAAGAGAAAUAUAAUUUUAACUGUACUUGUGAAGCUGUUAAAACAAUAAUAAUAAAAUAUUGACUAAAUACAUC